Molecule: messenger RNA, 672 nt
Organism: Lolium rigidum
Lineage: Eukaryota; Viridiplantae; Streptophyta; Magnoliopsida; Poales; Poaceae
Product: cell number regulator 6-like
Exons: 4
Coding region: 1-672 (223 amino acids)
Source: RefSeq, a predicted model, not a curated record
AUGGCGGAGGAGAGCCACCCGCCGGCGCGCUACGUGAAGCUCACCCGCGACCAGGAAGCGCCCGCCGAGGACAUCCUCCCCGGCGAGCUCAACCAGCCCGUCCACGUUCCACAGCUCGAGGGCAGGAGGUGCCCCGAGUGCGGCCAGGUUCUGCCGGAGAGCUACCAGCCACCGGCCGACGAGCCCUGGACCACCGGAAUCUGCGGAUGCACCGAUGAGCCCGAGAGCUGCCGAACUGGAAUGUUCUGUCCUUGCGUCCUGUUUGGGCGCAAUGUUGAAGCCCUUAGAGAGGAUAUUCCCUGGACAGCACCUUGUGUUUGCCAUGCUGUUUUUGUGGAAGGAGGGAUCACGCUUGCGAUUCUAACGGCAAUAUUUCACGGUGUUGAUCCAGGAUCAUCAUUUCUUAUUGGUGAAGGUUUAAUGUUUAGUUGGUGGUUGUGUGGUGCGUAUACUGGAAUUUUUCGUCAAGAACUCCAGAAGAAAUACCAUCUCAAGGACUCCCCAUGCGACCCCUGUAUGGUCCAUUGCUGCCUGCACUGGUGCGCAAACUGCCAGGAGCACCGCGAGAGGAGGGCCCACCUCGCUGACCAUGCUGAUGCGUCAGUGACUAUCGUUGAUCCACCUCCGGUGGAAGAGAUGGGCAUGCCAAGAGAAUCAUCGUGCUGCUUCUGA